This is a messenger RNA of Dufourea novaeangliae, 3847 nucleotides long. It is a transcript of the gene mle, whose product is annotated as dosage compensation regulator. Gene Ontology annotation, biological process: regulation of mRNA processing; positive regulation of transcription by RNA polymerase II. NCBI's taxonomy places the organism in Eukaryota, Metazoa, Arthropoda, Insecta, Hymenoptera, Halictidae. The record is from RefSeq and is a predicted model, not a curated record. Gene Ontology annotation, molecular function: ATP binding; double-stranded RNA binding; 3'-5' DNA helicase activity. Gene Ontology annotation, cellular component: intracellular anatomical structure; ribonucleoprotein complex; nucleolus. Bases 71 to 3847 code for a protein of 1258 amino acids. The transcript has 9 exons.
UUGGUUGUACUAGUUUGUUCAACAAAUAAUAGUAUUUGUCGUAUUGAAAUCGUAUGAUUAGAAUCUUGAGAUGGGUGAUAUAAAAUCUUUUUUUCAUCAGUGGUGUGCAAAGAGUAGCAAAGAGCCACAGUUUGACGUGAGACCAACAGGUCCAAAACAUCGACAACGAUUCCUAUGUGAACUACGUGUAGCUGGAUUUGAUUAUGUGGGAGCAGGAAACUCUACUAACAAAAAAGAUGCACAAGGCAAUGCAGCCAGAGAUUAUGUUAAUUAUUUAGUCCGUACAGGACACGUGAAUGCUAAUGAUGUUCCAAAUGAUGCUGGGAUUGUCCCGCCACAAGAUAGUGGACCUGUCAAUCCAGAACCUCAUGGUCCAUCAAAGUCUGUGUUUCAAGAUGGAAUGGGACCAAACGAUAUAGGUCAAGCAUAUAGAGCUUACAACGAACAUGGUCGUGGGAAUUAUACUUAUAUGGAUAGAAUAGCAGAUCAGAAAAGAGUUGAAGAUGCAGAAGAUGUUGAUGUAAAUUCUGGAAUUCAUGGGAAUUGGACUAUAGAAAAUGCUAAAUCAAAGCUUCAUCAGUUCAUGCAAUCUAACAAACUUAAUGCUGAUUACAAAUAUACCCCACUUGGUCCAGAUCACACGAGGAGUUUCAUGGCUGAAAUGACAUUUUAUGUAAAACAACUUGGGAGAAAUGUUACUGGUCGCGAAACUGGCUCAAAUAAGCAAACAGCUUCCAAGAGUUGUGCUUUGUCUCUUGUACGACAAUUAUAUCAUCUUGGUGUCAUUGAAGCAUUCACUGGUACUCUAAAAAAAAACAAAGACACAGAACAAAUAAAACCAUAUCCAGUUAAAAUUUCACCCGACUUGGAAAAUCAAAUUCAUGAUGUAUUAUCGAGCUUAAAUGUCAAACCUGUUACAGUAGAAACAGAGCAGGCAUCAUCCAUAAAACAAGAAGAGACUUCCACUGCUGUAUCUUUAGUAACGAAUCAAGUAUUAGACGAUUUUAUUUCAUCUGUACCUCAACCUGCUGGAGUGGUCAGUUGGUCUCCUCCGCAACAAAAUUGGAAUCCUUGGACUGGCUGUAAUAUAGAUGAGGGACCAUUAGCCACAAUGUCUUUAGAACAAUUGUCAGAUGAUUUGCUGCACGAGCAACGUGAAAGAUUACAGCAAGACAGUAGUCUACAAAAGAGUAUUAAGGACAGGUCCACAUUACCAGUUUUUUCGAUGAAAACUGAAAUAAUGACCGCCAUUAAUGAAAAUCCUGUAAUUAUUAUUCGGGGUAACACAGGAUGUGGUAAAACGACCCAAGUAUGUCAAUUUAUUUUAGAUGAUUACAUUGCAUCGGGUCAAGGUGCAUUUUGCAGUGUUGCAAUCACACAACCUAGAAGAAUAUCUGCGGUAUCUGUAGCAGACCGAGUUGCUAUAGAAAGAUGUGAAAGUUUAGGACAGUCGGUUGGAUAUUCGGUACGAUUUGAAUCCUGUUUGCCAAGACCUUAUGGUAGCAUAAUGUUCUGCACUGUUGGUGUACUUUUGCGAAAGUUAGAAGGUGGUUUAAGAGGCGUAUCACAUGUUAUAGUCGAUGAAAUUCAUGAACGUGAUGUUAAUUCUGAUUUCAUUAUGGUUGUUCUUCGUGAUAUGAUUCACAUGUACCCGGAUUUGCGAAUUAUUUUAAUGUCAGCUACGAUCGAUACAACGUUGUUUAGUAAUUAUUUCAAUAAUUGCCCGGUAAUAGAAAUCGCGGGCAGAGCUUAUCCUGUACAACAGUAUUUCUUAGAAGAUUGUAUACAAUUAACGAAUUUUGUACCGCCUAUGGAUUCCAAGAAGCGUAAAAGCCGAGAUUCAGAUGACUUGCCAGGUGAUGCAGAACCAGAGGAAAAUUUGAAUAAAGCCAUUAGCGCCGAGUAUUCUAUGCAAACGAAGAAUGCUAUGUCGCAGCUCAGCGAGAAAGAGAUAAGUUUCGAACUUAUAGAAGCUUUACUCAAAUAUAUUAAGGAUCAAGGUAUUCCAGGUGCCGUGUUGGUCUUUUUACCCGGCUGGAAUCUGAUAUUUGCUUUAAUGAAACAUCUGCAACAGCAUCCCAUUUAUGGAGGAUCGGGUUACAUAAUUAUACCCUUGCAUUCACAAUUACCUAGAGAAGAUCAGCGUAAAGUUUUUGAUCCUGUGGCACCGGGAAUUACGAAAAUUAUUUUAGCCACAAACAUUGCUGAAACAUCAAUUACGAUCAAUGAUGUAGUUUAUGUAUUAGAUUCCUGCAAAGCUAAAAUGAAGCUGUUCACUUCUCACAAUAAUAUGACAAAUUACGCCACAGUUUGGGCUAGUAAAACCAAUUUGGAGCAAAGAAAAGGGCGAGCUGGUCGUGUCAGACCAGGAUUUUGUUUCCAUCUAUGCUCCAGAGCACGUUUUAAUAAAAUGGACGAACAUAUGACUCCAGAAAUGUUCAGAACACCUUUACAUGAGUUAGCAUUGAGUAUAAAGUUAUUGCGAUUAGGUAGCAUCGGAAAGUUCUUGUCAAAAGCAAUUGAACCACCACCAAUAGACGCUGUAAUAGAAGCUGAAGUCAUAUUACGUGAAAUGAAAUGUUUAGACGAAAAUGAUGAAUUAACGCCACUCGGUAAAAUAUUAGCUCGCCUACCUAUUGAACCACGCUUAGGUAAAAUGAUGAUCCUAGGUUGUAUUUUCCGUGUUGGAGACGCGCUGUCUACAAUGGCAGCGAAUAGUACAACGUUCCCAGAAGUGUAUAACAUGGGGCCAGAUGUUAGAAGAUUAACCACCCAACAGAAAUGGUUUGCUGGUGCAAGAUACAGCGAUCACGUGGCAAUGUUACAUGCAUUCCAAGCUUGGGAAGAAGCUAGGGACGGUGGAGAGUAUGCAGAACAAGCAUUCUGCGACUCUAAAAAUUUGAGUAUGCCUACAUUAAGGGUCACGUGGGAAGCCAAGAAUCAAUUGCAAGCACUUCUGCAAAGUGCUGGUUUUCCAGAGGAAACACUUUGCCCCACGCCAUUAAAUUAUCAAGCUGGAGCGGAUGUUCGUCUCGAUACAAUCACUGCUUUAUUAUGUAUGGGUCUAUAUCCAAACGUAUGUUAUCAUAAGGAAAAACGAAAGGUUCUUACCACCGAAUCUAAGGCGGCUUUGAUCCAUAAAACAUCAGUAAAUUGCAGCAAUUUUGAACAGAAUUUUCCAUUCCCAUUUUUCGUGUUCGGAGAGAAGAUUCGUACAAGAGCAGUCUCUUGCAAGCAACUGAGUAUGGUGUCUCCAAUUCAUCUAUUAUUAUUCGGUUCUCGAAAAGUCGAGUACGUUGACGGCGUAGUGAGACUGGAUAAUUGGGUUAAUUUAGACAUGAAUCCGAAUCAUGCAGCUGCAAUAGUCGCCUUGCGACCUGCUUUAGAAAGUCUCGUUGUGAAAGCUGCGAAGGAACCAGAAACUAUUUUAGAAUUAUCUCCCAACGACGAAAAAGUACUGAGUUUGAUCAAGGCACUCUGCGGAAUGAAUGCUUGUCGUUACGAACUGGAUCAAAUUACAGGUGGUGGUUUCCAAUCGCGGAGACCACCAAGGGGACAUUCGACAGGUUUCCAUUCCGAUAGUAGCAAUUCGCCGAAAAUGAUGCGUGGAGGUAGUGGUUUUCGCGGAGCUCCUCGCGGUGGUGGUUUUCCUAGUGGAGGCAGUGGCGGUAGCGGUGGCUUUGGCAAUGAAGGCGGCGGCGGUGGAUUUGGCAAUGGAGGAGGCGGUUUUCCAAGAAAUAACAAUUUCGGUGGUUUCCGAGGUGGUGCAAAUAGAGGCUUUAAUAAUUCCCGUGGAAGAGGUGCUGGAAACUGGGGUGGGAGAGGUGGUUUCCGCGGUCGUUAUUAA